Molecule: messenger RNA, 3711 nt
Organism: Neocloeon triangulifer
Lineage: Eukaryota; Metazoa; Arthropoda; Insecta; Ephemeroptera; Baetidae
Gene: dsb
Product: scavenger receptor class B member 1
Exons: 10
Coding region: 215-2032 (605 amino acids)
Cellular component (GO): cytoplasm; membrane
Molecular function (GO): scavenger receptor activity
Source: RefSeq, a predicted model, not a curated record
GUGAGUUGUGCAGGGGAUAGAGUGGGAGAUCAACUGCACGUACGGCAGCUAGUGCGCGGCGAGAGCAGUCACUCAGCAUCUCUAGCCAGGAUCCAGGAGGGAAAAGUGGCCGCGGCUCUCGUUGCACAUGCAGUGCACAUGCGAUCGACGCCCGAUUUGUUUUUGUCCGCCCGUGUUGAGGCGGCGAUGACCGUGUCGGCGCCGCAGACGUGACAUGCUGGCCUACCAGAACCACCACAAAGCAGGGGGCGGCCGCCCCCUCACCGACGUCGGCCUCCACCUCAAGCAGUGCAAGCGUGUCGCCAAAAACAGACUGUUUGGUGUGCGCGGCGCCGCCGAGCGCGAGUGUCGGCGCCACGACGGCGGCGAAUACGCCGAGGACAAGCGCCUGUGCGGCAACACUGACACCCUGCCUGUCCAGAUGCUCAUUUCCGAAAAGGGACACCUCAACCACGGUCGGCUGGCGGUGUUCAUGCUGGGGUUAUUCACCCUGAUCGUCGGCAUCGUGCUCUCUUCGAUACCCUGGGUAGACUAUUUCAUCUACAAAAAUUUAAGGUUAUGGAAUGACACGAUCAGUUUUCACUACUGGCAAAAACCAGGCGUCACAAGACUGACCAAAAUUUACAUAUUUAAUGUUACCAACCCCGACGGGUUCCUCAACAAUGGCGAAAAGCCGCGGCUCAACGAAAUUGGGCCUUAUGUGUACAGAGAAAACAUGGAGAAGGUGAACGUAGUGUUCCACAAGAACGGCACCCUUUCGUUCCAGCACAGGAAAAUUUUGCAUUUCGUGCCCGAGCUGUCCGUGGGCGACCCGCACCAGAAGAUCGUGGUGCCCAACAUUCCCCUGCUGACGCUGAGCUACCUGAGCACCAGUUUGCCGAAGCUGAUGCGGCUCGGACUGAGUUUAGCAAUACGAACGAUGGGGCUCAAGGCGUUCGUCGAGGUCACGCCUGAGGAGCUGGCCUUUGGAUACGACGACCCUUUGGUCAUGCUGGCGAACAAGUUCUUCCCAAAGCACCGACGGCCCAUGCGGCUCAUGGGGCUCCUCUUGGGGCGUAACGGCACGCUGAGCGAUGUCUACAACAUUUUCACCGGCCACACCAAUAUGACCGAGUUUGGCCUCUACGACCGGCUGAAUGGACGCGCCGACCUACCCCAGUGGAAGCAGGCGCCGUGCAACACCAUCCGCCACGCCAGCGAGGGCUCCCUUUUUCCGCCAAAGUCCAUCACCAAAUCGGACCUGCUUUAUGUCUACGACAAAGACUUGUGCAGGGCCAUCCCACUCAGGUAUCGCAGUGACACGGCCAAAGACGGAAUUCUGGCCGGUCUUUACACUCCCGACGACGACACGUUAACUUCAGCUGCGGACAACCCCGAUAACAAAUGCUUUUGUCCUGAGGACGAAGACUGCGCCCCCGAAGGACUGCAGAACAUCAGUCCCUGCCAGUAUCAGGCGCCGGUCUAUUUGUCUUACCCCCAUUUCUACAAAGCUGACCCGAAGCUCCUGGCGGCUGUCGAAGGCUUGGAACCCAGCAAGGAGAAGCAUGGAACCUUCUUCAAGAUUCAGCCAAAAUUAGGUGUCACGUUAGAAGCAAGCGUGAAGGUGCAGCUCAACCUAAAAGUAGAAAAGCAGUCGUUCAUCAACGCAGUAGCCAAAUUCAGAUCCAUUAUGUUUCCGAUCAUUUGGGCUGAAGAGGGAGUGAGUGAAGUGACCCCCGAGAUUCACCGGUGGAUCUACCUGGCGACGACCUUCUCGGACAUCGCCGUGCCCAUCUUUUCGUACGGCAUGGCACUGGUCGGCUUCUUUGUGCUGGCGUGCAGCUGUGCCCGCGCCUACCGCAAAGUCAUCUUCAGCAAGGCCAACAUCGAGCGGGGCAAGGAAAAGUUCCGGCGGGGCAGCGAGUUCAUCAUCCACAACCAGCACCGACUCAUGAUUGUCCGCGAGUCGUACCUAUUGCUCGACCCCCCGCAACCCCGGCCGCUGCCCACCGCCGACCCGGCCGCCCAACCCUGCCUGUUCGCGCCACAGUGACACAGGGAAGACAAAAAGAAAGAAAACAAGGCUCUCACUGAAAUUGUCCAAGUGCUCUAAAUCAAACGCCAAACUUGUGGAGAAGAACUGCCAGUUUUGAAAUAUUUCUUGCAUUUUUUUUAGUUUAGAAAUACCUAUGUGCUUAGAAAUUAUUAGCGAUUCCAGUUGGAGGUUGAUUGGUUGUGAUAAAUCAUCUCGAUUUUAGUUAGUUUUCAAAGAGGUUCCCACUUUUAAGGUCAAGACUCAAAAUUUUAAGAUACGAAAAUUUGACCAGCGUUUAUUUCAGAUUCAUUAAAUUAGAAAGAAAUGAGGUUAGAACAACGCUCUUAAAAUUCCAUUUUCAGGCUUAAAUUUUCCGCCAAAUAUGUUUUUUACUUUUUAUAUAUACUUUUUUUAAACAUCUUAAUUUCAUUAUACUGAUUUUUUUUGUUCGAAGAUCUAGAUAAAAAUGCAGGUCGUGAAAUUCUUCAUUAAAUUAAAUUUAGAAUGUUUAUUACUUUUGAGCAAUUGAAUGAUUAUUUUUUAGAGUCCAAUUUGAAUAGGGAAAAACACGUUUCAUUUCAACAAUUUCAAGGACAAAGUUUUUCUAGAACUUGAAAUAACUCAAAGGCUUCCGAUAAUAAUAUUAAUAUUAUGAAUUUUUAAAUUUUCUCAAAAAUCAACUUAACUGUUAAGCUAAAUACAUUGACGUCAAAGUUCAUCAAACUUUAUGGGAAAUUUUAAGAACGAUUUUCUAAUUUGACUUAGCGAAUUCAAAAGAUUUUACAAUAAUUUUUAUCGUCCUUUAAAUUUGGGGUCUGAUAAAUCGUGUGAACAACCUCAUGCAGCCAACCUAUUUCUAUUUCAACUUAGUAAAAAUGAGAGAUUUUUUUAGCGACCAAUCGCCCUUCAAUGCUGUGUCAAAUCGCUUUUUAUUUCAAAAAAUUCUAAAAUUAUGAGCACCAUUUUAGGAGGAGUGAAGAGCCCUUGAGAAAUUUAUUUGACUGCGUUUUCUGCAAUCGCAACUUACAAAUAUAUACUUGACAUAUAUUACUCCAUGUUCCUAGAACAUUGUUUACACUCUUUUCCUUGUCAUAUUUCACGAUUUUCAAAAGAAACAUCAUUAAAAAAAUUGUUUUCGCGUACGUCGUCUUUUCUCACUUGCAAAUUCAAUCUUGAAUCGGUGCUCUUUCCCAAUUAUUGUUCUUGCAGCAGCGUCUGUGAUAAUAGUGUACUCUUGGUUAAAAGCAAGUCAACAAGAGCAGCAGUUGAAUCAUAAUAAAAAAUUCCAUUUGCUCAAAGUGUUGCAUUAUACAAUUAUAUACGAAAUACUGUUGUAAGGUGAUUAAUUGCUUGUUGACCCCCCAAUCAUACAUAUUUUUACCACCAUGCAUGUUUUGUUGAUCACCCUCCAAACAGCGUUCAACUUGUAAGCGCCUGGUUUGUUCGUUUUUUUUUCUUGGGAAAACUGGGCGCGCCAUCGAGUAACAUUUUAGGUGCAAUUUUAUAUCAGUGUGUAUGUGUAAAUAGAAGAAAUACAUAUUAUUUCUAAUAGUGAAUUUAUCUCAUCGAAUUCAUUUGUAUAUGUAAAUAAAUUUUUAUUAUAUCGCGCACGUGUUUUUCAACAAUGAGCUCAAUUUUUAUAACUGGACCAUAAUAAAUACACAGAUUAAUCCCCUUAAUAUGAUGUUUAUCUUUGC